GAAUAUCAAAUAUGGACAGUCCAUGCUUUAUAAAACUCUUUCAAAUGGAAAUAUUCACAAGGGAACUAGAAUGAGGCUUCUGAAACACCGCUGAGACUUCUUGAAUCAAAUACCAAAAGAUACUCAAGAGAUCAGUCUUCACAGAAUUCUGAGCUGGCUAGAAGGUUCUUUAUGACUCCAAGAAUACUUUAAAAUCGAUUUUAAAAUUAUCCGAAGAUGACUCAAAUUCGAAAAAUAUGAGUUAAAACAAGUUGGAGGGUUUUUUACUUCCUAA
Messenger RNA from Moneuplotes crassus, 274 nucleotides. NCBI's taxonomy places the organism in Eukaryota, Ciliophora, Spirotrichea, Euplotida, Euplotidae. The record is from the annotation of a GenBank genome assembly.